GCUUUCCCGCUGCGAGAGUGAGUUUCAAACUCGCUGCUAGUAUACCUCUCGAACACACAAACAACAGUCGCAUGAAAACAUGACGUCAUAACAAGUGAGUGUUAUGUCCAUGUCGAAUAGUGAUGGCGGCCGGAUGCUACGUAAAGGUAGCUCGAAGUCGCCCAAAAAAUCACGGAAAACUGAGGAAAAAGCGUGGAAGUACGAGUCGCAGUCGGUGCAUCAGAAAAACUUGUAUUUUGUUUCUUACCCAGUGAUAUUAUUAUUUAAUAUUUUAAGGACUUUGCUGUAUCAGCUUUUUGUGAUAUUCAAAUAUUUGUACGCGUCAACUUCGCGGUUUGUUCACCGUCCAAAGACAAAAAAUUUAAAUUGUAAUGUAGAGAUUGUAGUGCCAGAUAGUGAAAGUGAGGCACAAGAAUAUACGCAAGACAUGUCGCAGCUUCACCCAAAACAUCCCACAGGACCAGGACCAGGCGAUCCUUUACUGGCGAAACAAAAACAUCACCACAGGAGAGCUUUUGAAUAUAUUUCCAAGGCACUUAAAAUUGAUGAAGAAAAUGAAGGACACAAAGAAAUGGCCAUUGAGCUGUACAAGAAGGGAAUCAGCGAACUGGAGAAAGGAAUUGCAGUGGAUUGUGUGGGUGGAAAGGGAGAAGUUUGGGAGCGAGCCCAGAGGCUACACGAGAAAAUGAAGACUAACCUGUCCAUGGCCAAAGACAGGCUGGACUUCCUAGCGAGCAUAGUGCACCUCGGCCAGUUAGCUGUUUGCAAUGAGCAGGACAUGGACGAUGCGACAAGCAAGGCACGCCGCCCUCGCUUGAUCUCCCACCCUCCGCCUGCCUUACAGACAUACACCAAUCACGUUGACACGAACAAGUCUCGGCUUCUCCAGCCUAAAACCAUCGUGCCCCCUUCAGCCUUGGGCCGCAAGCUGAUGAUCCCCAUGAAGAGGCCCCCCGGCACAGCGACCAGCAAGAGCCAGACCCUCCCCCGCAGCAUGGGCUCACGAACGCGCAACAACGUCCCGGUGCCUGCUCCCAGCAAGCCCAGCUCCACGCCACCGGCCAUCAAGCGCCAGCUGUCUGGGCCUAGCAGUUCGCCCGUGAGGAGGCCAGGGAACCACAGCAGUAGCAACAGAGGCACGCCAUCCCGCCGGACAUCCACUCCUGCCCUCAAGGGGGUCGAUCCCAAACUUGCUCAGAUCAUCCUGGACGAGGUGUUGGAGGGAGGUGCGCCAGUGCACUGGGAAGACAUUGCCGGCCAGGAGGUGGCCAAGCAGGCCCUGCAGGAGAUGGUGAUCUACCCCGCGCUGAGACCAGAGCUGUUCACGGGACUGAGGACGCCCUCGCGGGGCCUGCUGCUGUUCGGGCCGCCGGGCAACGGCAAGACGCUGCUCGCCCGGGCCGUCGCCACGGAGUGCAACGCCACCUUCUUCAGCAUCAGCGCCGCCAGCCUCACCUCCAAGUACGUCGGCGAGGGGGAGAAGCUGGUGCGGGCGCUGUUCGCGGUUGCCAGGGAGCUGCAGCCAUCCAUAAUCUUCAUCGACGAGGUCGACUCGCUGCUGUCGGAGAGGAGGGAGGGAGAGCAUGAAGCUAGCCGCCGGUUGAAGACUGAGUUCUUGGUGGAGUUUGACGGCCUGCCGUCGAGCUCGGAGGAGCGAGUGCUGGUGAUGGCUGCCACCAAUCGCCCUCAGGAGCUGGAUGAGGCUGCGCUCAGGAGGUUCUCGAAGCGCAUAUACGUGACGCUGCCCGACCAGACGACCCGCGUCCUGCUGCUGAGCCGGCUGCUCGGCAAGCACCACAGCCCGCUGUCGGGGGACGAGCUGCAGCGGCUGGCGCGUCUCACGGACGGCUACUCGGGCAGCGACCUCACCAGCCUGGCCAAGGACGCUGCCCUCGGUCCCAUCAGAGAAUUGAAUCCGGAAGAACUGCGUUGCUUAGAUCCUGGCAAAGUGCGCAACAUUAACUUCCAGGACUUUGUGGAUUCCUUGAAGCGAAUUCGGCGUUCUGUGUCGCCGGGCAGUCUGCAGUUGUACGAGAAGUGGAACCAGGAGUUUGGCGACGUCAGCCUCUGAUCUGUGGCUCCGCGCACUUGCCGCGAAGCUCCUGUAACUGUCGCUUAGUUAAUGCUUCUGCUUCUCAGAUGGUCGCGCCUGAUCACUAUCGCAGCAGAGGUCAUGGUUUGACUCGCUUGUGGAAUCCACUUCAUGGAAAAAGAAUAAUACGUCCCUUCAAGAAUUUAGUGAGAGUUGUUAUUUUAGUUUGCUGACAAUUAUGGGGAAAAAAAUGUAUGCUUUUCAAGCAAAAAUUUUGUGCGUUAGGGUUUCACAAAAUGAAAGUAUCUUAAAAACACAAUAUUUGUUACUUAUUAAACAUAGUUUUGUUAUUGCAAUUAUAGAUGUGCUUUUCUGUAGUAUUCUUGCCAGUGGAGAUAGUUCUGUAAUAAUGGUUAUAUGAUAGUCAUUAUAUUAUUAUUUUAGGAGGAAUGUUACCUAGCAGUCACAAUUCUGAAUAGUUUUGUGUGGAAGUCUAAUAGACUAUAAAAAAUGUUUUAUUGAAAUUUUUGUAAUUUUGCACAAUGCUGUAAGACUGCAAAGUGUUCUAUUUUUGUGUUUGUUUCGUCGCAAAUUUAUUUUAUGAGACUUUACUUGAAUGAGACUUCAUUUAAAAUAUAUAUUUUUAAAUUUUAUGUUAUCUUGUAAUAUGCAUCAUACCAUUUAUGUAUUUUUAUGGCAAUAAUAAUUUCAAUUUGUGAAGUGCUUAUAUGCAACCAUUUUCAAGCACAUUUUAUAUUAGAACUCUUACUACCUUAAGUUUCUUGUACUGUGUAAUUUAGCUUUUUCUACCACUAUUAGUCAAAAAAUGUUAAUAUUAUUAACAAAUAUGUUCUUUGCUUUGUAUGGUAUAGUAGAAUUUGUACAUACAAUUUUGUAAUUGGUAGGCUUAGGAGAACAAUUUUUGAACUAUGAAUAAUUUAUUUGUUUGUAUAAGUCACACACAAACUUAUAUUUAUUAGUGCUUGUGUUUAAAAUAAUUGUAGAUAUUGUAAUAUUUUCUGUAAUAUCUUCAGUGUACUACCACUUAGAAUGAAUAGCAGUUUUAAUGUGUG
Molecule: messenger RNA, 3105 nt
Organism: Bacillus rossius redtenbacheri
Lineage: Eukaryota; Metazoa; Arthropoda; Insecta; Phasmatodea; Bacillidae
Gene: spas
Product: spastin
Exons: 9
Coding region: 104-2071 (655 amino acids)
Cellular component (GO): microtubule cytoskeleton
Molecular function (GO): microtubule severing ATPase activity; ATP hydrolysis activity; ATP binding
Source: RefSeq, a predicted model, not a curated record